This is a messenger RNA of Pararge aegeria (speckled wood butterfly), 1654 nucleotides long. RefSeq names its product tyrosine--tRNA ligase, mitochondrial (gene TyrRS-m). Gene Ontology annotation, molecular function: ATP binding; tyrosine-tRNA ligase activity; RNA binding. The transcript has 9 exons. Bases 170 to 1558 code for a protein of 462 amino acids. The record is from RefSeq and is a predicted model, not a curated record. Gene Ontology annotation, cellular component: cytosol; mitochondrion. Lineage: Eukaryota; Metazoa; Arthropoda; Insecta; Lepidoptera; Nymphalidae. Gene Ontology annotation, biological process: tyrosyl-tRNA aminoacylation.
AGGUAUCAGCUGUGAUCAAGGAACGUUAUACUCAGACUGAUCAGAAUGCAAUAAUACCUAACUAGAGAAAUUAAAAUUCUCUGUUGACUAUGCCCUUGUAUUAUUAAUAUAAUUCUCCUUUUAUAGUUAUCUUAAUAGUCGGUGUAUUACCGAACUUAUUCUAAACACGAUGGCUAUUUUUAAAAAGUUACUCCCAUUGCCAAAAGUAUACUUGCGGCAAACAAGCAAAAGGUUUACAAGUAACAGAAAUAUCUUGAAACUCAGCGAGAGAGGAAUGUACCAGGACUUGUUCCCGAAUACAACAGCGAAUGAAGUAAUAAAUUUACUGAACAAAUCUCCUCAGUGUGUGUAUGCAGGCUUUGAUCCUACAGCUGACAGCCUACAUGUGGGGAACCUGCUCAUUAUAAUUAACCUUUUGCACUGGCAGCGAGGCGGUCAUAAUGUUAUAGCUUUGUUGGGCGGUGCCACUGGUUACAUUGGGGAUCCGAGUGGGAGGAGCACAGAUAGAACAGCAUUGCCUCAGGAUGUUCUUAAAAAUAACAUCAAUUGCAUAAAGAGCAAUCUUGAGCAGGUGUUUGAGAACCACAAAAAGUAUAUAUGGUCAGAAGACGCAAGCAAGCUGAAACCAAUAAAGAUUGUAAAUAACGAAACAUGGUAUAGAGAAAUUGAUUCCAUAAGGUUUGUCAGUGAAAUUGGAAGAAAUUUCAGAAUGGGAACAAUGUUAUUGAAACAAACAGUGCAGAAUAGAAUAAACUCGGACAUUGGCAUGAGUUUUACAGAGUUCGCCUACCAGAUAUUCCAAUCCUAUGACUGGUUACAUUUGUUGAAAGAAUAUGACUGUAGGUUUCAGAUAGGUGGAAGUGAUCAAAUGGGAAACAUAAGUGCAGGUCAUGAACUGAUCAGUAGGACUGCAAAACAAAACGUUUAUGGUUUAACUUUACCAUUAGUGACAACAGAAGAAGGUGACAAGCUCGGUAAAUCUGCAGGAAACGCUGUGUGGUUGGAUGGCAAGAAGACAAGUCCAUACACUCUGUACCAGUACUUUAUCAGAACGAAAGACUCUGAUGUGGAGAAACUGUUGAAGUUAUUCACGUUCUUUAGUUUAGGGGAAAUAAAAGAUAUACUGUACAAACAUAAACAACACCCAGAACAGAGAUAUCCACAGCAGUGCUUAGCUGAACAGUUGACCACCUUAGUUCAUGGAGAAGAAGGCCUUACGAUGGCGAGAAAGACCACUGAAGCUAUUUACAGUAAAGAUGUGAAGUCAUUAGUCACUUUGACUCAGACUGAUUUGCAGCAAGUUUUCGAAGGAGCCUCCAUUGUGAACUUGUUGUUAUCACCUGGCAUUACGGUAUUAGAGCUUGGCCUCAAGGCGAAAUGUUUUGCUACGGAGAGUGAUGCUAUGAGAAUAAUUCAAGCCGGAGGCUUUUAUAUAAACCACCAAAGGAUCAAGAAAAUAGACGAAGUUAUAACGGAGUCUGCACAUAUACUGCCAAACCUCGUUUCGCUGUUACGAGUCGGCAAACGAAACUAUUAUAUUGUGAAGUGGCAAACUUAGAAAAUUGUAUUAUUUUAGUUUAUAAGUUUCGUUUCGUUUCUUUAAACAAUAUUGAGUGAUAUUCAUGACGAUGAAAUAUACCUAUUAAUUACGGCA